Messenger RNA from Mytilus trossulus (common blue mussel), 765 nucleotides. RefSeq lists its product as uncharacterized. The transcript is spliced from 2 exons. NCBI's taxonomy places the organism in Eukaryota, Metazoa, Mollusca, Bivalvia, Mytilida, Mytilidae. The record is from RefSeq and is a predicted model, not a curated record. Gene Ontology annotation, molecular function: nucleic acid binding; zinc ion binding. Bases 1 to 765 code for a protein of 254 amino acids.
AUGGAAGCUACAGGGAAACAGGCAACUUCGAUAGAACAACCAAUUGAAUCUGUCAACAAAGUUUCAACUUAUGCAAGUAAGAAACAAAAUCAAAAUAAAUCAGAGUUUAAACAAAUAUCAUGCUACGCAUGUGGGUUUUCUGGACAUCACAAAACAAACCCAAAAUGCCCAGCAAAAGGGAAGAAAUGCAGAUUAUGCCAAAAUGAAGGACAUUUUGAAAAAUGUUGCAAGUCGAAGAAAUUUUUUUCAAAGAAUCACUAUUCAAGAAAAACAAAUGUGCGACAUGUUGAGUCUGCAGAUGAUACAUGCAAUGAACCAGAUUACGAUAACGAAGAUGAUGAUUAUGCAUUUUCCAUACAUGGGAAUCAAUGCAAAGUUAUCAAAUUUACAGUUAAUGUUGGAGGUAUAGAUGUUCCUGUGGUGAUUGAUUCUGGUGCAACUGUGUGGGAAAAAUUAGUAGACUUUCAAUUAAAAAUUCCUAUAGACAAAAGCAUUCAACCUGUAAUUCAGCCAUUACGUCGUAUACCGUAUCAUUUGCGAGGAAAGUUGGAAGAAAAACUGAAUGAACUUGUAGAACAGGACAUUAUUGAAGCCGUUAAUGGACCAAGUCAGUGGACAUCGCCAAUUGUGGUUGUACCAAAGAAGAAUGGUGAUAUACGCAUAUGUGUUAACAUGAGGCGCGCAAAUUUAGCAGUCAUGCGUGAAAGAUAUCCAAUUCCAACUGUAGAUGAGGUACCCGGUAAUUUAAGAUUUGAAUUAAAGUAA